Cyclopterus lumpus (lumpfish) is the source of this 4770-nucleotide messenger RNA. It is a transcript of the gene prkd3, whose product is annotated as protein kinase D3. Gene Ontology annotation, molecular function: ATP binding; protein serine/threonine kinase activity. NCBI's taxonomy places the organism in Eukaryota, Metazoa, Chordata, Actinopteri, Perciformes, Cyclopteridae. The record is from RefSeq and is a predicted model, not a curated record. Gene Ontology annotation, biological process: protein phosphorylation.
AAUAAGAUGCGCAUGAAUUUACAAUCUUGAAUAAAAGAUAAGAGGACCAAAUAAAUGGCCCACUCGGUUAGUCUGUGCGCGCCUGUAUGUGUAACUUAUGUCGGCAUUGCUCCGUGUGACGCGGAGCUGCGACGCUGCGCUUCUUCUCUGUGUGUGACUUCCAUAAAGUGCAGGACUUUCAAACUUCGGACUCCGCUUUCCUCAGUUGAUGGAGUUACACAGUUCUUAAGUCAACUCACAAUGGAAAGAAAAGCGCCCGUCGCCGGCUGUGAAGGCUUCCUGUGGUCAGAGUGGAUUACUGACUUCAGUAAGGAGAAGGAGCGCCACUCCAGGAUAUGAAGCUCGUUGCAGUGCUCGUACUGCAGAAGUCUGCGGAUUGUUCACAGACUUUUUCCUCCAUCACCUGCCCGUCUUGUGAAUGAGUGCGCGCUCAGGCGGGCGGUCCCUCUUAAUUUAUGAGAAACAAUGUCACUUUGAUAAAAAAAAGAAAAGAAAAAAACACACACACACAGUGCUGACUCACUACCACUGAUGAGGACCAAAGACUCCCUGUGUCAAGAGUCAGCUGGGUUUCUUUCUGCCAGCCCUCACUAACACCUCCACCAUUCAGUGCUCCACGUUGCCAUUGGAAGAAACCCAAUGUCUGCCUCCUCUCCCCCAUCCUUACCUCGAGCCUUCCUCCACUCUCUCUAUCCGCACCACCCGUCCUCGCCUUCGUCCGCGCCUCUCUACACUCGGCUUUCCAACGGCAGCCACAGCGUCUCCAGCACCACCAACUCUUUCCACGGGGUGUCCUUCCUGCUGCAGAUAGGACUGACCAGAGAGACGGUGAACCUGGAGGCCAGUGACCUGUCGCUGUCCGCUGUCAAGGACCUGGUGUGCUCCAUAGUGGACCAGAAGUUCCCAGAGUGCGGCUUCUUUGGCAUGUACGACAAGAUCCUGCUGUUCCGCCACGACUUAAACGAUGAGAACAUCCUGCAGAGGCUGACCUCGGCGGAGGACAUCCACGAAGGAGACCUCAUUGAGGUGGUGCUCUCUGCUCAAGCCACAGUUGAAGACUUCCAGAUACGACCCCAUGCCCUUUACGUCCACUCCUACAAGGCUCCUACCUUCUGCGAUUACUGCGGGGAGAUGCUAUGGGGUCUCGUCCGACAGGGGCUUAAAUGUGAAGGAUGUGGGCUAAACUACCACAAGCGCUGCGCCUUUAAGAUCCCAAAUAACUGUACUGGCGUGAGGAAGAGGCGACUGUCCAAUGUGUCGCUGCCUGGACCCUGCCUCUCCUUCCCCCGACCGACCCCGCCGAGAAUGCCGUGGUUCGUCCUGGACGCGCAGAAGUCCCAUCAGGAGGCAGGGAAGAGGAUCCUGUCCUGGAGCGGCAGGCCUAUCUGGAUGGAGAAGAUGGUGCUGGGACGGGUCAAGGUGCCGCACACCUUUGCCAUUCACACCUAUACUCGCCCCACUAUCUGCCAGUACUGCAAGCGUCUGCUCAAGGGUCUCUUUCGCCAGGGCAUGCAGUGUAAAGAUUGCAGAUUCAACUGCCAUAAGCGAUGUGCAUCAAAGGUACCUCGGGACUGUUUGGGGGAGGUGGACUUCAAUGGAGAGCCCGCCAGCCCUGGCCCCGACUCCGACACUACCAUGGAUAAUAUGGAGGUGGACAGUGGCGAUAUGGAUAGCGGCAGAGGACUGGACGACCCAGAGGAACCCUCCACCCCAGAUGAGAGGAUGUUCGACAUGGAUUCUCCCUUAUUGGAUAGAGAGAAGGACGAAGAGCCCAUCAAGACUAUUAGCCCUUCCACCAGCAGCAACAUCCCUCUGAUGCGGGUGGUCCAGUCCAUCAAACACACCAAGAGGCGGAGCUCCACUGUGGUGAAGGAGGGCUGGAUGGUUCAUUAUACGAGCAGGGACAACCUGCGGAAGAGACAUUACUGGAGGCUGGACAGCAAGAGUCUGAGUCUCUUCCAGAACGACACCGGAGCCAAGUUCUACAAAGAAAUCCCUCUGUCCGAGAUCCUCCAGGUGGAACAGUCCAGAGACUACAGUAAUCUGUCCCAGGGCAGCAACCCACACUGCUUUGAGAUCAUCACAGCCACCAUGGUCUACUAUGUAGGGGAGAACAACUGCAGUCACUACCACAGCCCCGCUCUGGCUGCCUCAGGAGUCGGCAUGGAUGUGGCUCAGGGCUGGGAGAAGGCCAUCAGACAGGCCCUGAUGCCCGUCACCCCGCAGCCCAGUGUGGCCCAUCCUGCCAGCCAGGGAAAAGAUCAUAAAGAGCUGUCCAUCAGCAUAUCUGUGUCCAACUGCCAGAUCCAGGAGAACGUGGAUAUUGCUUCGGUGUACCAAAUAUUCUCUGAUGAAGUGCUGGGAUCUGGCCAGUUUGGCAUCGUGUAUGGAGGCAAACACAGAAAGAGCGGCAGAGAUGUGGCCAUCAAAGUUAUUGACAAGAUGAGAUUUCCUACCAAGCAGGAGAGCCAGCUGAGGAAUGAGGUGGCCAUAUUACAGAAUCUGCAUCACCCAGGUAUCGUCAACCUGGAGUGCAUGUUUGAGACGCCCGAGCGGGUGUUCGUCGUCAUGGAGAAGCUGCAUGGCGACAUGCUGGAGAUGAUCCUGUCCAGCGAGAAGAGCAAACUGCCUGAACGCGUCACCAAGUUCCUCGUCACACAGAUCCUGGUGGCCUUAAGACAUCUGCACUUCAAAAACAUUGUUCACUGUGACUUGAAGCCUGAGAAUGUACUACUGGCCUCCGCAGAGCCUUUUCCUCAGGUAAAGCUGUGUGACUUUGGCUUUGCCCGUAUCAUCGGCGAGAAGUCCUUCCGGCGCUCUGUGGUUGGCACCCCGGCAUACCUGGCUCCAGAGGUGCUGCGCAGCAAAGGCUACAACCGCUCCUUAGACAUGUGGUCGGUGGGAGUAAUUGUGUACGUCAGCUUGAGCGGGACGUUCCCUUUUAAUGAGGACGAGGACAUUAACGACCAGAUCCAGAAUGCUGCCUUCAUGUACCCCCCUACGCCCUGGAAGGACAUCUCCGCGGAGGCCACAGAUCUGAUCAACAAUCUUCUCCAAGUCAAGAUGAGGAAGAGGUACAGCGUUGACAAGUGUCUCAGCCAUCCCUGGUUACAGGACUAUCAGACAUGGCUGGACCUCAGGGAGUUUGAGACACGACGAGGCGAGCGCUACAUCACCCACGAGAGCGAUGACGCACGCUGGGAGGAGUACUCCGACGAGCACAGUCUCGUUUACCCAAAGCACUUCAUCAUGGCUCCCAACCUGGACGACAUGGAAGAGGACCCCUAGUAGCACGGCCGGGAACUUACUACACCACAUGUAUUAAAAAAAAAAAAGGACAGGAAGUUUCACAGGGAGACUUUGGGAGCGGCGGAUUUACCCCCCAGAACUGUUUGUUGUGGAAACAGAGAGAAGCCGAUCAGGUGGUGGAGACUCACUCUCCGGAGGCUUUCAAGUGGGAAAAACCCGACAGAAUGUGUAGCAAUGAUGCACUGCCGCAAGCAGAAUGCAGGUGGAGAUGCGCGCCGCAGCAGCGCAUUAAGAAACUGUCAGGAGAGAUGAGUGUUCAUCUUCUUUUUGCACGAUAUUAAAACAUUCCAUGGAUUUACUCAUUGUUAGAAGCAAUCACAAACCAAAACAAGGUGAACAUAAUAGUCUAGUUGUUGCACUCACAAUGUUAGAUAACUCUGAGUAAUAAUAUGACUCUGUCCUUGUCUGUGAGAUCGGAUAGAGAGCUAACUAACCCCAGGAGUAAAGGGCACUUUCACAAGGGAUUUACAGUCCGAGGAUUUAAAACGCACCGGUUUGGUUCUCGAUUCCCACCUGUUUGUGAGGCUGUCCUUUGGCAUAAAACUGGAACUAUCACAUAUAUUUCUUUAAAGAAAAAAAAUGUAUUUCCUAAAUGUGGUAGAUUUUUUUGCACUAUAAUACCAUUGAACAUUGCAAUGGAAUAGGAACACUAUUCGCUGCUAGAGAGCGAACAGUGUUUGAAUCUCCAGUCGAGGUGCAACGUUUUAACUGGAGAUAAUCGGCAGAAAGUUGAUGCGUAACAUGCGGUAUAUUGGCUGCUUUGUCACCAUUUAUUAUGACACACCUCGAUAUUUUCAACCACAAGCAUGAUGUGUUAGUGGCAGAUUAUGCGAGUUUGAUCAACUUUCCCCCUGGAGACAGGAACUAACAGACCAUGACCACAAAUAUUCAUUUUGUUUCAGUGUUUCCAAACUUUUUCUAAAUUUACGAUGAAUAUUCAUUUCUUGAGUCACUGAAUAGUCAUUAAAUGCAAUAAUGGAGACAUUUGCUUUCUGUUGAACGCGAGGCAAAAGCGGCAUGGACUCUAUGUUAGAGCGUCAUGUUUCUGUGCAUCUUUCUCUGGACUUUCGCAGUAUUCUUGAAUGCAACUUUUUUAAGCACUCCAAUUCUGGAAUAUGUGUUUUUCAGAUUUAGGUUUCUGAAUGUUGCAAACCGAGAUUUUACAUAGAACAAAAUAUUGGUGUGAGUUACCUUGUUUAUGAUGUUGUCUGGACCGUUGUAAAAGCCCUUUUUGUCUCGACAGUGGGCAGUAGAAACUAUUACAAUGUUGUCCACAUGGGAGUUUAUUGUACUGCAGUUUUGUUGUUUGCUCUGUUGGUGUGUUUUAGGAGUACGUUCCUGUUUCCUGUUGUCCUCUUCCUGUCUUCUUUGUUGCCGCUGGAUUGGCAGGUGUCAGCGUUUUUGUAUAUUUCAGUACAUACCAAUGGAAUAAAAAAAAAAACCCACCAAUUUCUCAACUGA